GCGGGCCGGCUGGGCGGGGCCCGCUCGCCGUACGGCCUGUCGCAAAGAGCAUGGCGGCGCCCGUGUACCCGGCCUGGGUCACCCGCUGGGUCUCCGGGCAGUGGCGGCAGAAGAAGCGGCCCCCAGUUCUCCGUCCGACCCGGCCGCUGGUGCUGGCCGACAAGGUAGCGAACCGCCGGGAGCAGGCGGGAGAGGCGACGUGCAUUACGGAGAUGUCGGUGAUGAUGGCCUGCUGGAAGCAGAACGACUUCAACGAUGCCGCUUGUGCCGAGGAGAUCCGGGUCUUCUAUGACUGCGUGGCAAAGGCUGAAAAGGAGCGCAAGGCUCAAAACGACGACACCCUGUCACCAAGGGGAAACUUCACUUCAGCCAAAGUGAACAAGCUCCUGAGGAGGUUUCCUCAGAUCACACGUUAUGUAUAACGUUCUUUACCAAAGGGACUGUGGACAAGCAAUGAAAGUUGGAGUCUUUGGAAAAAAAAGUGAAAAGCAGACUUCAGUGAGUGUUCGAUGUCAAGUGGUGUCUGUCAGGACUGCUGUACAGAUCUUGAACACACCCUUCUUUCCAGAGUGAAAGACACCCAUCCUGGCCAUCAGCUGCCUUUGUUCAGGAGGUUCUUGGAUCUUGCGGUCUUAGGAUUUCCGCAGUGUGUUGUUCAGCUAGCCACAGUGUGGAGUCAUGUCCUCACUGUGAGAUUAAAACUUCUAGGAAUUCAUGGAAGUGCAUUUUCUAGCAGUUAGGGGGUCACUUUUCCUCAUGUAUAAGCUUCCUGCCUAACUUCUGGGCUGCUGUCAAAAAGUGCUCAGGCCCAGACAUUGAGCCAAAUUAAACUGAUAGUAAUCUCAUUACUUGUAUUCCUACAUUGUGUAUACAUAAUUUGGUUCCUCUUGAAAUUUUUUCAGUUCCUGCUGCUGUGCAAGAAGGCUGUAGAAUGACAAAGAAAACUCCAGCAAAAUUCCUUAUUAAUACACAAUACAUUGGUAAGGAUCAAAUAUAACUUCAACACAGAAGCUUGUGGUUUAGACCCUCUGAUUUGCAGGUGGGACAGGUACGGUGCCAUCAGUUAUGUUGUCUAGUAUAAUAAAAUAAUACAAGACUGUU
This is a messenger RNA of Columba livia (rock pigeon), 1101 nucleotides long. It is a transcript of the gene CHCHD1, whose product is annotated as coiled-coil-helix-coiled-coil-helix domain containing 1. Bases 51 to 422 code for a protein of 123 amino acids. The transcript is spliced from 3 exons. The record is from RefSeq and is a predicted model, not a curated record. Gene Ontology annotation, biological process: mitochondrial translation. Gene Ontology annotation, cellular component: mitochondrion; nucleoplasm; mitochondrial ribosome. Gene Ontology annotation, molecular function: RNA binding. NCBI's taxonomy places the organism in Eukaryota, Metazoa, Chordata, Aves, Columbiformes, Columbidae.